This is a messenger RNA of Corylus avellana, 937 nucleotides long. Its product is annotated as proteasome subunit beta type-2-A. NCBI's taxonomy places the organism in Eukaryota, Viridiplantae, Streptophyta, Magnoliopsida, Fagales, Betulaceae. The record is from RefSeq and is a predicted model, not a curated record. Gene Ontology annotation, biological process: proteasomal protein catabolic process. Gene Ontology annotation, cellular component: proteasome core complex.
ACCGUUGAAUGCCUAAACUACCCUUCUCCUCCCACAAAUUCCCCAAAAUCCCCCUCUAAAACUACUUGUUCUUCAAGGCGCUGAUUCAUACUAAAAGAGACACAGGCAGAGCGAAGAAAGUGAGAAUUCGAUCGAAGAGGGCAGAUCCGGAUCAAGAAGCAGAUCGAGAUGGAGUGCGUGUUCGGACUGGUGGGCGAGGGGUACGCCAUAGUGGCGGCGGACACAUCGGCGGUGCACAGCAUACUGGUGCACAAGUCCAACGAGGACAAGAUCAUGGUUCUCGAUUCCCACAAGCUCAUCGCGGCCAGCGGCGAGCCCGGAGACAGAGUUCAAUUCACGGAGUACAUACAGAAGAACGUGGCGCUCUACCACUUCCGAAAUGGGAUUCCUUUGACCACCGCAGCCGCAGCUAACUUCACCCGAGGCGAGCUUGCCACCGCCUUGCGUAAGAACCCAUACUUUGUGAAUAUCCUUCUAGCUGGCUAUGACAAGGAGACAGGCCCAUCACUUUACUACAUCGACUACAUUGCUACACUUCACAAAGUUGACAAGGGAGCAUUUGGUUAUGGGUCCUAUUUUUCCCUCGCGACAAUGGACCGACACUACCACAGUCGCAUGUCUGUGGAAGAAGCCAUCGAAUUGGUUGACCAGUGUAUAACGGAAAUAAGGUCCAGACUGGUGGUGGCACCACCCAACUUUGUAAUAAAAAUUGUUGACAAGGACGGAGCAAGGGAAUAUGCUUGGCGUGAAACCGUCAAGGAAGCUGCUGUUGCUUCAGCCUGAAUCCUUGUCUUUGUUCCUUUUUAGUUGGGUGUUUUUAUCUCUCUCCAAAAAACCGGUUUGUAAUACUCAGUACUGCUUGAUAGUUGUGUUGUUGGAUUAUUAAUGCAACUCUUUUGUUAGGAGAGAGGUAUUUUACAAUGCCUUUAUUCAGUUC